Panicum hallii is the source of this 510-nucleotide messenger RNA. RefSeq lists its product as uncharacterized. Lineage: Eukaryota; Viridiplantae; Streptophyta; Magnoliopsida; Poales; Poaceae. Bases 1 to 510 code for a protein of 169 amino acids. The transcript has a single exon. The record is from RefSeq and is a predicted model, not a curated record.
AUGCCGGCAGUCGGGGAGGUCGAGCAGCACACCAGGAACUCCUUUUGGGGGUUAGGAAGAGAGGAGAAGGGCCACAAGGGAGACAUCGGCGUUGGGGAAGACAGAGCUUACAGGCGCGUGCUGUUCUGGCCGGCCGGGCAGGAAACGACGGUGCAGUCUUGGUCUGGAGGAACAGGGGCGGUGCAGCUUCGGUUUGGGGAAAAGGGCAGGGGCAGCGCAGCUCCUGUUUGGGGGAGAGCAGGGGCGGCGGCCUGGCGCAAGAGGAGCGGCAGCGAGGCAGAACGAGGGGAGGGAUUGAGGGCGUCGGGAGGUAGGGGAUUUCCAGUGGAGGCGGUCCUCCGCGGUGAAGCAGCUUGGGGAGGAGAAGGCCGCGGCAGCGGCGGACAGGAGGGCGCGCUGGAGGGAGGUGGCGUGGGGCGAGUGGCGACGGAGGCACUGCAGCAGCACUGCAAAUGGCAGAAGACCUGGUGCCAUGCGCAGGGUGAGGAUAAGGUCACAGUGCAGGUUUGA